AUGAUUGAUAUGCUACUCAGGAUAUUCUUCGGGAAAUAUUUUGAAUCGUAUGACAAUAAUUUUAUUACCAUGAACAUGAAUGGUGGAGUUGAAAUUCGAAACAUAAUAAUAAAAAACGAUGAAAUCAACAAUUUUUUAAAAAGUAAAAAUGUAGAUAUAGAAAUCGUUUACUUGAAAAUUGAAAGAAUUAAUAUAAGUUUUUUAACUUUAUCUGGUGUAUUAACUCUAAAGUUACAAGGAGUCGAUUUGAGAAUUAAGCCGAAUAUUCAUAAAAAUGCUUCCAAGGGAAUAAAAAACAAACUUAUGAAAUUAUUAAAAAAUAAAGAAAAAGUUCAUGUAAUAGAUAAAAUAAAAUUAUUUUCUCCAAACGGAGCAAUGGAUUUUAGUUCACCACGAAAAAGAUUGCAGAAAAAAAUAUUAUGUUGUAGCUGUGAAAAUUAUAAGGACAUUAAAAAUACAUUAUGCUCAUAUAAUAACUAUAGCAAUAUAAAAACUUAUAUAUGUAAAGACUGCUCUAUUUUAAAAAAUAAAAAGUAUGGACAAAAUUUUAAUUUAUUACAUGAACAAGUCAUUUUAAAAAAAAUGUUUCAAAAUUAUACUAUUGAUAUAAAUAAUACCCCUUAUAAUAAUAACGAAAUAAAAUUUAUGCAUGAAAAUGCUCGAACCAUUUUGAAUAAUAAAAAUAUAUAUCGAGACACGACAAAUGGAAAUGGCAAUUUUAUUAAUUCAUAUAAACAAAACAAAAGCAAUUAUUCCGAUAUAAAAAAUAGACACGAUUGUGUUAAGGAAGAUUAUUCAAAAAUAUAUGACAAUGAUAGACAAAAAUAUGCUUAUGACAAAUUUAAAGAUCAAAACGAUUACAUAAAUAGUGGUGAUAUAUAUAAUCACAUGCAUAUGGAUAAUAGCAAUAUUUUCAGAUAUGAAGAGGAAUUAGAUAAAGCCCAGAAUUACAAUUUUGCAAAAAAUCAUUUAACCAAUGAGAAUAUAAUUAGUGACAAUAAUUUUGAAAGGAAACACAAUAUAGAAAGUAAAAAAACAAAGACAAAAAAUGAUCAGGGAACCAAAAUUUGUAAUAAAUUUCAAAAUAGUCAUAAAAUAAAGGAAGAAACAUACAAAAAUAUAGACAACAUUUUAGGUAAACAACAAGGGGAUAAUUAUACAAGGCAUAACAAUAAAUUGUUAUAUUGCUAUAGCAAUAUGUAUAACGAUGAUUACAGAAAAAUUAAAAUCGAUAAUUUUUUUCAGCCAUAG
This is a messenger RNA of Plasmodium vinckei vinckei, 1251 nucleotides long. Its product is annotated as conserved Plasmodium protein, unknown function. The coding region runs from base 1 to 1251 and encodes 416 amino acids. The record is from RefSeq and is a predicted model, not a curated record. The transcript has 6 exons. Lineage: Eukaryota; Apicomplexa; Aconoidasida; Haemosporida; Plasmodiidae.